Molecule: messenger RNA, 1790 nt
Organism: Cannabis sativa
Lineage: Eukaryota; Viridiplantae; Streptophyta; Magnoliopsida; Rosales; Cannabaceae
Product: SEC14 cytosolic factor
Exons: 11
Coding region: 314-1327 (337 amino acids)
Source: RefSeq, a predicted model, not a curated record
AGGUGCUUUGCAUUUCAAGUUUUGAUUUUUACACACACCCAAGUUCAUAGGGGCACCACCCACCUCUCUCUCUCUUAAAUGUUUCUCCCUCUAAAAACUCUCUCUUUCUCUUUCUCUCUCUAGUUUGCAUGUAUGGGCGUGAAGUUUAUUUUAGUUUAAAAAGCUUUCUCAUUUAGAGCUCUGUAUAAGUAGAGAGGUUUCUGAGAUUUCAAAGCAGACCCAUAACCAAAUACCCAUUUGGUUUGGUCUCAAUUUUCAGCUGAUUUCUUACUCUUUUGAUUAAAUUACUGUAAAAAAAAUUCAAUUUUGAGAAAUGGGUAUUGUAAAUCAAGAAGCGAUCAAGCAAUUUCAGUUGUUAUUGGAGAAAGCAGAUGAGCCAUUGAAGAACUCAUUCAAGAAUGUUCAUCAGGGAUAUCCUGCUGAAGCAUUGGAGCGAUUUCUUAAAGCGAGAGAUUGGAAUCUCGGAAAAGCUCAUAAAAUGUUGAUUGAUUGUUUGCAAUGGAGGAUGCAAAAUGAGAUCGAUAAUAUAUUGUCGAAACCUAUCAUUCCUGAUGAUUUGUAUAGAGCUGUUCGGGAUUCUCAGCUUGUGGGAUUGUCUGGUUACUCAAAAGAGGGUCUUCCUGUCAUUGCUGUUGGGGUUGGACUCAGUACCUUUGACAAAGCAUCUGUAAAUUACUAUGUGCAGUCACACAUUCAAAUGAAUGAAUAUAGAGAUCGUGUCGUUUUGCCUUCUGCAACUCGAAAAUAUGGACGAUAUGUCGGUACUUGUCUUAAGGUUUUGGAUAUGACCGGCCUGAAGCUUUCCGCACUUAACCAAAUAAAGCUAUUGACAGUCAUAUCAACAAUAGAUGACUUGAACUACCCGGAGAAGACCGAUACAUACUAUAUUGUCAAUGCCCCGUACAUAUUUUCAGCGUGUUGGAAGGUUGUUAAACCGCUUUUACAGGAAAGAACCAGGAAGAAAAUUCAGGUGCUUCAAGGUUGUGGAAGAGACGAGUUACUCAAAAUAAUGGAUUAUGGAUCCCUCCCACAUUUUUGUAGAAGGGAAGGAUCAGGAUCAUCUCGGCAUUCUGAUAAUGGAAUCGCCGAUAAUUGUUUUACCUUAGAUCAUCCGUUCCAUCAAGAUCUCUACACUUAUGUCAGACAACAAGCCGAGUCUUUGGAAACUGCUCAACUAACCAAAGAAGGGUCUUUCCACGUAAGGUUCCCCGAGCCAAACCCCGAUGAUGCUGAGAUUGCAAGAACAAUUGAAUCCGAAUUCCAAAAGUAUGGAAACAAAAACGGCCUCUCCAAGUCAAUGAGCAACCUUAGAGUUAACGGUUCAUGAACAAAUAAAAAAGAAACUCGAACAAUAACAGAUUACCGCGAUUAUUGAUGCUGUUGAAGCCCCGCUAUUAGAUUGGUAAAACACACACAACCAUCAUUUAUAGAUGGACCGAGUUCUUCGAUUAUUACUGUAAUACUUAUGUAUUUGCUUGCAUCAGCUCGAUGCAGGCGUUAUAGAACACAAUACUGAUUUCGGGUUUAGUUUGAACCCCCUCGCCAACUCGGUUGGAGAAAGCUAUGGGGGCAAUCUUUUGCUCUUUUACAUGCUAAUUGUUUCUGACUAAUCCAGCCAAUACAAUCUAUAUAGCCUUUUUUGGGCAAUUUUAGAAUCCAAAUGAGGACUCAUUUUAGGAUUUUACUUAUGUUUAAACACAAAAGUGAAACUAUCUAUGCAUAGCAAUAUGUUCUUCAUUGCUUAAUGUACUAUUAUGAACCAGAAUGAACCAUACCCCAAGUAUUUGUGA